Molecule: messenger RNA, 417 nt
Organism: Arabis nemorensis
Lineage: Eukaryota; Viridiplantae; Streptophyta; Magnoliopsida; Brassicales; Brassicaceae
Source: the annotation of a GenBank genome assembly
AUGGAUGCAAGAGAAUGGAUCCUGGGACAGGACUCAGAGCAAAAAGUAAUCUUCCAGGCCCUGGAUCGAGUCGAUCGUGAAACAGAAACUGAGAUCUUUCGCCUCUCCACGGACGCAGUCUGGCGCUCUGAUUCACAAACAACAUGCCUCGCCUGGAUUGCUAGGAAAAAUCUCAACCGAAUCAUUGACCAAGGCUCUUUGAUUCAACCCUACACUUCCUCAGCAUUAAUGGCGGAAGCUCUUGCGGUUCGCGAAGCCCUAUCACAAGCGGUGAACAAAGACUGGCAGAACCUACGAUUGGCAUCAGAUUCACAGACUCUGAUUCGACUAAUCAACAAGAAGAUUGUGAACAAUGAGAUUUACGGAAUUCUUCAGGACAUUUCAAUUCUCUCUCAAUUUCUUUUAUGUAACCUUUGA